Ananas comosus (pineapple) is the source of this 990-nucleotide messenger RNA. Its product is annotated as dehydration-responsive element-binding protein 2E. The coding region runs from base 1 to 990 and encodes 329 amino acids. Gene Ontology annotation, molecular function: DNA-binding transcription factor activity; transcription cis-regulatory region binding. The record is from RefSeq and is a predicted model, not a curated record. Gene Ontology annotation, biological process: positive regulation of DNA-templated transcription; response to stress. Lineage: Eukaryota; Viridiplantae; Streptophyta; Magnoliopsida; Poales; Bromeliaceae. Gene Ontology annotation, cellular component: nucleus. The transcript has a single exon.
AUGUUGCGGAAGCUGUCGACGGGGGUGGUCGGGGCGCUGCACCGGCCGUGGAAGAAGGGGCCGGCGCGGGGGAAGGGCGGGCCGCAGAACGCGGCGUGCGAGUACCGCGGGGUGCGGCAGCGGACAUGGGGGAAGUGGGUGGCGGAGAUCCGGGAGCCGCGCAAGCGCACGCGCAUCUGGCUCGGGUCCUUCGCCACCGCCGAGGAGGCCGCGCUCGCCUACGACGAGGCCGCGCGCCGCCUCUACGGCCCCGACGCCUUCCUCAACCUCCCCCACCUCCGUGCCGCCCACCCUGCCGACUUCGCCCCCCGCCCCGCCCAGCGCUUCCGCUUCUUCCCCAACUCCCGGAGCUGCGCCGCCCUCGUCCCGCCCUGCGGCCUCCUCAACCUCAACGCGCAGCACAACGUCAACACCAUCUACCAGAAGCUCCAGGAGCUCAAGAACAACCCCAACAGCUCUCCCAUCCAUCCCCCUCCUCCUCUUCCUCCUCCUAUUACCGCCGCUACCGCAGUUACCGCCGCCACCGCUGCUGCUGCUGCUGCUACUACAACGAGCCUCUCUGCUUCUUCUAACUUCACACCGCCGUCGAACAACGACGGCGACGACGCGCAAAUUGCGAGUGGCGGCGAGGGAGAGAGGCCGCAGAUCGAUCUCCGGGAGUUUCUGCAGCAGCUGGGCGUGAUCGGGGCGGAGGGCGAGGAGAGAGCUGGACUGAGCAGCGGCACGGCGCAGCCGUCGGGGACGGCAGUAGAGAGCGGCGGCGGCAGCGGCGGCAUGGAUUCGGAGAUGGCGUUGGGCGGUGCGGAUGUUGCUGAUGAAGAGAGCGGCGGGUUUAAUUGGGACGCUCUGGAGGAGAUGCGAGCUUUGGAGGAUUUGUAUCAUGAUCACCCGGCCGUUCUUAUGCGUGAGGAGAGCGGCCACGAGAUGUUGCAGGUUGAUGACAUGCAUGAGGAGCUCAGCUUGCUGCCCAUCUCCAUUUGGGAUCUUUGA